Messenger RNA from Enhydra lutris kenyoni (northern sea otter), 2004 nucleotides. It is a transcript of the gene ARL11, whose product is annotated as ADP ribosylation factor like GTPase 11. The transcript has 2 exons. Bases 609 to 1157 code for a protein of 182 amino acids. Gene Ontology annotation, molecular function: GTP binding; GTPase activity. Gene Ontology annotation, cellular component: cytoplasm. Lineage: Eukaryota; Metazoa; Chordata; Mammalia; Carnivora; Mustelidae. The record is from RefSeq and is a predicted model, not a curated record. Gene Ontology annotation, biological process: vesicle-mediated transport; intracellular protein transport.
CCGCGCAGAAAGCAGCUGCGUGCGAGCGGACUGCCACAGAGGAGGAGCUUUCGGCCGCAGUCUAAGAACACGGAGGACACAGUGCUGGUCCUGAGGGGAGCGCCAAUGGCCGCCCAAGUUACCCAAGCGGACUGUCUUCUUCAUUUGGUGCAUGGAACUGGAGCUAGCUUCCACUUCAGGAUUUAGGUUUAUAGGAAGAAAACAGAGGUGGGAAGCCACAGACUAGAAGGAACUGAAGACGUCUUUCGGUCAUUCCUACUGAACUAGGUUAUAUCUAACUGGAAUGAACUUCCUUUUGCCUCUUUGCUUUAACUACCAAGGAAUGUGAGCCUUGUUGGGUGUCCUCCAGGGAGCCCUUCCCUGACACAGCCCCUUUCCCCUCUUCCCCCCUUCCUGAUAUAGAUCAGCUCCUGGUGACUCAUUUGCCCUUACUUCCUGGCCCUUUCAGAGCCCAGGCCUGUGUUUGAAACCUGACAUUGUAAAGACGCUUCCUACUUUUGGAGGAGAGGCUCUUCUUCCAGGUGCCUGCGUGGAUUUGUGUUCCUCUUGAAAAGAAUGGCUGAUGUGUGCACCUGGCCUUUCUCCCCUAGGGCUUAGCAGUGGCCACCAUGGGUUCUGUGAAUUCCCGAGGUCACAAGGCAGAAGCCCAGGUGGUGAUGAUAGGCCUCGACUCAGCUGGCAAGACCACGCUCCUGUACAAACUGAAGGGCUACCAGCUGGUGGAGACCCUGCCCACUGUUGGUUUCAACGUGGAGCCGCUCAAAGCCCCGGGGCAUGUGUCUCUGACAAUCUGGGAUGUCGGGGGGCAGACCCAGCUGAGGGCCAACUGGAAGGACUACCUGGAAGGAACAGAUGUCCUCGUGUAUGUGCUGGAUAGCACAGAUGAAGCACGCUUGCCCGAGGCCGUGGCUGAGCUCGUGGGAGUCCUGGACGAUCCACACAUGGCCAGUGUCCCUUUCUUGGUGCUGGCCAACAAGCAGGAGGCGCCCGGCGCUCUGCCGCUGCUUGGGAUCAGAGACAGGCUGGGCCUGGAGAGAUUCCAGGACCGCAGCUGGGAGCUCCAGGCCUGCAGUGCCCUCACCGGGGCCGGGCUGCCGGAGGCCCUGCAGAGCUUGAGAAGGCUCCUAAAAUCCCGCUGCCACUGUGUUCCCACGUGAGUGCAGGUGCGGCAGGGAGUGGGGAGAGCAAGAAGACUGGGUCUGGGCAGAGCAGCGUGUCUGUGCCCAUACGAACUGAAAGCAGCAGCUGGUCCUUGAGAAUCUGAAACUCAGUUUGUCAAAGAAGUCCUUCUGUGCUUGGACAGGAUAUUUUCUUCUUGGGGCUUAUUGUCACUAGUGUUUAUGCUGAAAACUAACUAUUCUUUGAAUAAUAACACUCUAAGGGGGAAAAAUGCCUCGACAUGCUUCCUUUAAUAACUCAUUACCAAGGGUGAACUGAGCAAUUGUAAUAGAACAAUGAAUGGUCGCAUUACAAUUAAACCUAAAUUCACAGAGGGAAAGGUUUCAAAAUCAGAUUAGAAUAUCAUCUGGACAUGGUCACGAUGUUAAGAGUGAUUUUUCCCUGGUGCCCUGGGUUUGUGCCGUGAUCACUACGCGUACAAGCAACCAGGGCAAGCAGAGUUGGGUAGGUGACUCUGUCCUCAUGGAAUCUUGGGUUUAGGAGUUCGCUGGGGCAGUUGGCCCUGGGCAAGAGGCUGGGAGUUGGGGCCUUCCAAAAUGUAUCCUUUUCUCUGACCCUGAUGAACUCUUCUCUACCUUUUAUCAUCUUGUAUUGGUCUUUUUAUAAAAUGCUUCAUUUUUAUCUUUUUUUUCUCUGUGCAGUACCUAUCUUUCCUUAAAGGUCAAUCAAGGAUUUCAUUCAUUCAUUCAUUCAUUCAAUUAACAAAUAUGUAGAGCAUUGAAUUUGGGCAAAUGGCACUGAGUUUUUAGUUAUGAAUCAGGCCCUUGAGAUGGGAGGUGUGAAUUUUGAGGAUACAUGUAACAGAAAUGCUUCUUUCUCAUUAUU